AUGUCUAGCGACGAUGGCCGCCGGCAACCAGACGUCAGCGCUCUUUCGGCCUGUGUUGAGUCGAUGUUACGGAGCUCCCCCAGAACCGCCAUCGUCCUAGACGCUUUGGAUGAAUGCACAACCAAAGAUGAGCUACUUUCCUGGGUUGGGCGACUUUCCGGUAGCUCGAACACAAAGAAACCCCAGCUCAUUGUGACUGGGCGGCCGGAAGCAGAGUUUCAGCACGAGAUUCCUCGGCUUUUCGGCAAAGACAACUGCAAGAUGCUCAGCAAGGAGGCUGUGAACGCUGACAUACGUUCCUAUGUCGAUCACGAGCUUCAUCAGCGGUUUGACUUCACGAGGAAGAAAAUACCUGAAGAUGUUGCAGACCAAAUUCGCAGUCGGGUUGGAGAUGGAGCUGAUGGAAUGUUUCGAUGGGCGGCGUGUCAGCUGGACAGCCUUGCCAAAUGUCUCAACGCUUAUGACACCCAGCAAGCUUUAGAUAAUUUACCUGGGGACCUCAACGAGACAUACCGACGUAUGCUCCAUACCAUACCGCCGAACCUUGAACGAGCCGCAUUUCGUCUUCUACAAUUUCUUGUCCAUGCCAAACGACCUUUGACGAUCUCUGAAGCCGUGGAGGUGAUUGCUACCCUGAUAGACAAAGAACCUCCAGAGUUCAACAAGGGAUGCAGGCUUUACUGUGACGAUGAUAUACUGCGUUACUGUCCCAGUUUGAUAUCAAUUGCUGAGGUUACGCGAGGCAAAGCAACUAUAUGGGAAGUCCGGCUUGCCCACUUUUCGGUACAAGAGUACCUGGCGAACCAAAGCGAGUUCGACACUGAAAUGGCCGGCAUUGCAAUCUCGAGGACUUGCUUCACCUAUAUGAAAGGCAUUGAUUGUAGCUUCCGAGCCAUGAGAUCGACCUUCCCUCUGGCACGAUAUGCUGCGGAAAUAGCAAUGGAACAUGCCCGGUUAGCAGAAUCGUCCAAUGAAACUUAUAACGCUACAGCAACCUUUUUCCAAGCAGAGACUACUUUCAAACGAUGGGCUUACCUCUAUCAGCCCGACAUGCCUUGGAGGGAUGAUCCUGGGUUCCCCAAAGCAAGAUGCCUGUAUUAUACUUGUCUCUGUGGACUCUUAAGGGUAUCCAGAUUCCUCCUCAACGAAGGCGCAGACGUCAACGCUCAGGGCGGGAGGUAUAGCAACGCUCUCCAGGCUGCCUCUUCUAAAGGCCAUCAAGAGAUUGUGCAGCUUCUCCUCAACAAAGGCGCAGACGUCAACGCUCAGGGCGGCGAGUUUGGCAACGCUCUCCAGGCUGCCUCUUCUAAAGGCUAUCAAGAGAUUGUGCAGCUUCUCCUCAACAAAGGCGCAGACGUCAACGCUCAGGGCGGGAGGUAUGGCAACGCUCUCUACGCUGCCUCUUCUAAAGGCCAUCAAGAGAUUGUGCAGCUUCUCCUUAACAAAGGCGCAGACGUCAACGCUCAGGGCGGGAGGUAUAGCAACGCUCUCCACGCUGCCUCUUCUGGAGGCCAUCAAGAGAUUGUGCAGCUUCUCCUCAACAAAGGCGCAGACGUCAACGCUCAGGGCAGGAGGUAUGGCAACGCUCUCCAGGCUGCCUCUUCUGAAGGCUAUCAAGAGAUUGUGCAGCUUCUCCUUAACAAAGGCGCAGACGUCAACGCUCAGGGCGGCGAGUUUGGCAACGCUCUCCAGGCUGCCUCUUCUGAAGGCUAUCAAGAGAUUGUGCAGCUUCUCCUCAACAAAGGCGCAGACGUCAACGCUCAGGGCGGCGAGUUUGGCAACGCUCUCCAGGCUGCCUCUUCUAAAGGCUAUCAAGAGAUUGUGCAGCUUCUCCUUAACAAAGGCGCAGACGUCAACGCUCAGGGCAGGAGGUAUGGCAACGCUCUCUACGCUGCCUGUUCUGGAGGCCAUCAAGAGAUUGUGCAGCUUCUCCUUAACAAAGGCGCAGACGUCAACGCUCAGGGCGGCGAGUUUGGCAACGCUCUCCAGGCUGCCUCUUCUGAAGGCUAUCAAGAGAUUGUGCAGCUUCUCCUCAACAAAGGCGCAGACGUCAACGCUCAGGGCGGCGAGUUUGGCAACGCUCUCCAGGCUGCCUCUUCUAAAGGCUAUCAAGAGAUUGUGCAGCUUCUCCUUAACAAAGGCGCAGACGUCAACGCUCAGGGCAGGAGGUAUGGCAACGCUCUCUACGCUGCCUGUUCUGGAGGCCAUCAAGAGAUUGUGCAGCUUCUCCUUAACAAAGGCGCAGACGUCAACGCUCAGGGCGGGAGGUAUAGCAACGCUCUCUACGCUGCCUCUUCUGGAGGCCAUCAAGAGAUUGUGCAGCUUCUCCUCAACAAAGGCGCAGACGUCAACGCUCAGGGCGGCGAGUUUGGCAACGCUCUCCAGGCUGCCUCUUCUGGAGGCUAUCAAGAGAUUGUGCAGCUUCUCCUUAACAAAGGCGCAGACGUCAACGCUCAGGGCGGCUUCUAUGGCAACGCUCUCCAGGCUGCCUCUUCUGGAGGCUAUCAAGAGAUUGUGCAGCUUCUCCUUAACAAAGGCGCAGAGAUCAACACUCAGGGCGGCGAGUUUGGCAACGCUCUCCAGGCUGCCUCUUCUAAAGGCUAUCAAGAGAUUGUGCAGCUUCUCCUCAACAAAGGCGCAGACGUCAACGCUCAGGGCGGCGAGUUUGGCAACGCUCUCCAGGCUGCCUCUUCUAAAGGCUAUCAAGAGAUUGUGCAGCUUCUCCUUAAUAAAGGCGCAGACGUCAACGCUCAGGGCGGCUACUAUGGCAACGCUCUCCAGGCUGCCUCUUUUGAAGGCCAUCAAGAGAUUGUGCAGCUUCUCCUCAACAAAGGCGCAGACGUCAACGCUCAGGGCAGGAGGUAUGGCAACGCUCUCCAGGCUGCCUCUUCUGAAGGCUAUCAAGAGAUUGUGCAGCUUCUCCUUAACAAAGGCGCAGACGUCAACGCUCAGGGCGGGAGGUAUGGCAACGCUCUCCAGGCUGCCUCUUCUGAAGGCUAUCAAGAGAUUGUGCAGCUUCUCCUUAACAAAAGCGCAGACGUCAACGCUCAGGGCGGGAGGUAUGGCAACGCUCUCCAGGCUGCCUCUUCUGGAGGCCAUCAAGAGAUUGUGCAGCUUCUCCUCAACAAAGGCGCAGACGUCAACGCUCAGGGCGGCGAGUUUGGCAACGCUCUCCAGGCUGCCUCUUCUAAAGGCUAUCAAGAGAUUGUGCAGCUUCUCCUCAACAAAGGCGCAGACGUCAACGCUCAGGGCGGCGAGUUUGGCAACGCUCUCCAGGCUGCCUCUUCUAAAGGCUAUCAAGAGAUUGUGCAGCUUCUCCUCAACAAAGGCGCAGACGUCAACGCUCAGGGCGGGAGGUAUGGCAACACUCUCCAGGCUGCCUCUUCUGGAGGCCAUCAAGAGAUUGUGCAGCUUCUCCUUAAUAAAGGCGCAGACGUCAACGCUCAGGGCGGCUUCUAUGGCAACGCUCUCCAGGCUGCCUCUUCUAAAGGCUAUCAAGAGAUUGUGCAGCUUCUCCUCAACAAAGGCGCAGACGUCAACGCUCAGGGCGGCUACUAUGGCAACGCUCUCCAGGCUGCCUCUUUUGAAGGCCAUCAAAAGAUUGUGCAGCUUCUCCUCAACAAAGGCGCAGACGUCAACGCUCAGGGCGGGAGGUAUGGCAACGCUCCCCAGGCUGCCUCUUCUGGAGGCCAUCAAGAGAUUGUGCAGCUUCUCCUUAACAAAGGCGCAGAUAUGAGCAAUCACUGGCAAAACUCAGAUACCAGGGAAUCAAACAUGAGUACGGAAGACAGCAACCAGUCAUGGAAACACUUUUAA
Messenger RNA from Colletotrichum aenigma, 3816 nucleotides. Its product is annotated as Serine/threonine-protein phosphatase 6 regulatory ankyrin repeat subunit B. The record is from RefSeq and is a predicted model, not a curated record. The transcript is spliced from 2 exons. Lineage: Eukaryota; Fungi; Ascomycota; Sordariomycetes; Glomerellales; Glomerellaceae. Gene Ontology annotation, molecular function: protein binding. The coding region runs from base 1 to 3816 and encodes 1271 amino acids.